AAUAAUGAAAAUCAUGUAUAAUACAUGGAAUGUAUGGAUUGCACAAUUUUAUUUUCUUUUGAACACACAAUGAAUAACCAAGCAAAAUUUUUAUAAUUAUUAACGUAAUAUUAAUUUUUAAUUCACUAAUAUUUAAAUUAAUGUGCAAAUUAAUUAAAUUUAAUAAUAAAUUAUGGAAGCUUGUAAAGAAUUAAAAGCAAAGUAUGAUCGUUGUUUUAAUGAUUGGUUCUCUGAAAAAUUUUUACGCGGAAUUUAUGAUGAUAGUGAAUGUGCACCAUUACUUAAAGUUUAUACCAAAUGUGUAGCGCAAGCAAUGAAAGAUCAAAACAUAAAUUUGGAUGAAAUAAAUAUAGCUCAUUUAGGAACAGAACAAGAAAAGAAAACUGAAAAUUGAUAAUUAUGUCUUUAAUAAUAAUUUUGAAUUCUUUAACAGAAUUUUUUUUUAUAUUUUAUUAUAAAAAUGUGUUAUAUAUUCUUUCAUAAAUAAUGAUUAUGCCUUUUCAUUUUUAUUAAUAAAUACCAAGUAUAAAUACUGAUUUUUAAA
Molecule: messenger RNA, 544 nt
Organism: Apis cerana (Asiatic honeybee)
Lineage: Eukaryota; Metazoa; Arthropoda; Insecta; Hymenoptera; Apidae
Product: TP53-regulated inhibitor of apoptosis 1
Biological process (GO): phospholipid translocation
Cellular component (GO): cytosol; nucleus; mitochondrial intermembrane space
Molecular function (GO): phosphatidic acid transfer activity
Source: RefSeq, a predicted model, not a curated record